Molecule: messenger RNA, 3189 nt
Organism: Dichotomopilus funicola
Lineage: Eukaryota; Fungi; Ascomycota; Sordariomycetes; Sordariales; Chaetomiaceae
Product: ankyrin repeat protein
Exons: 3
Coding region: 1-3189 (1062 amino acids)
Molecular function (GO): protein binding
Source: RefSeq, a predicted model, not a curated record
AUGGGUCUCCGCGAGCGGUACCGGCGGUGGCGGGAGGAGCGAUUGACUGCCGAGUCUUCAAAUCUUUCCAGCCCCCAGACUCAGAGCGACUGCGCGCCGCCCGUCGAGCACGUCCAGCACGUCGACCGUGCAAAUUACGUCCGCCCGGAACCCGAUCAGAUCGUCUGCGCCCCUGCUCAAGACCCUCCCACAAGCCUCUGGGACCGCGCAUACAAAGCACUCGGGGAACAUGAGCCAGAGCUAGUAGCGAAGUACGAGGGCUUGCUAUUCGACGAGUUAAAGACAAUAGGCAUGUUCUCCCCUUCCCCUCCUACUUGGGUAUCUAAGGUAUUCUCUUAUCGUACUAGUACUUUGGACGGGGCCAACAGUACUACGACUACCAACACGAGCGACAAACUGGGCCGGGAGCGCUUGCAGACAAUAACCGAGCGAGGCCUGAAGCGUCUGGAUGAAAACAAACUCAAAUGGACCAUUGCCGGCCAUGAAAUCGCCGUGGGAUAUCGUAUUGCUCAGGCUGCCGACCUGGUGCUGUGGGCCAAGGGCUGGAUCGAUCUCGCCACCAAGGCCUCGCCCGAGGCUUCCAUUGCCUGGGCCGGCAUUUCCAUUGUGCUCCCGCUUCUCACAAAUCACAGAACCGCCGAGCAAGCCAAUCGUGAAGGCUUCACUUAUGUGACCACCCGGAUGCGCUACUACACAGCAUUUCAGCCUGAGGUUUUCAGCCUUGCGCAAAGUGGCGACUUUAGCGGAGAGCUGAUGGCCGAAGUCACCGCCCACAUUGUGGAACUUUAUGAGAAGAUUUUGGAAUUCCAACUCCGAUCCGUCCUCAGAUUAUAUCAAAGUCGCUGUAAAGGACUUGCACGGGAUGUGGUCGGGUAUGACGACUGGGCAGGAUGGCACAAGAAAAUCACCGGCCUAGAGACUGUUGUCAACCAAGAUCUGGAGCGCAUCAACGCUUUCGUGGCGAGAGGGAAGCUGGAAGACCUGAGGAAGCAGAGCAUUCAGUCCCUCGGCGACAUGCAGCGCUUACUCGCCACUGGCCAGGAGCACCUCCAAGUUGCGAAACAAACCCUUGAGAUCCAGACUGGCAUUGCCAGGCAGAGUCGGACUGACAAGGAGGAACAGUGUCACCAGUUGUUUCGCUUGACAGCAGGGACCAAGGAUGUCUCGUACGAGUGGUACAAAGACCGCGUGGAAGACCGAGUGAAAGAUACCUGCCAGUGGUUCCUCGAACACGAGAACUUCAAACAGUGGCUCGAACAAGGUUCGGGGCCGCUCUUGGUUUCAGCAGACCCCGGCUGCGGCAAGUCAGUCCUGGCAAAGUAUCUGAUCGACCAGGUGCUGCCUGGGUCUCCCAACGACGCCAGCAUCUGCUACUUCUUUUUCAAGGACCAGGACCAGAACACUGUCAGCCAAGCGCUCUGCGCUCUACUCCAUCAGCUCUUCACGCACAAGCCCCCCCUAAUCCAGCAUGCCAUUUCCAAACAUGCGCAAGAUGGCCCAGCUCUGGUCAGAAACACCGCAUCCUUGUGGAGCAUUUUGGAAGACGCCAUACAGGAUGCCCAGACGGGGUCCGUCAUCCUAGUCCUGGAUGCGCUGGACGAAUGCCUCGAACCUGAGUUCCGGGAUCUAGCCCGGAAGCUGAAGCAACUCCACCGAAGCACGCGGCAGCAGCAAUCUCACGGCAAGCUCCGGACUCUGCUAACUUGCCGACCAUACGAGGGUAUCCUCGCGGAAUUCCGGGAUCUCGUCGACGACUUUCCAUUCAUCCGCAUUCCAGGCGAAGAUGAGUCAGACGCCAUCAGCAGAGAGGUGAAUCUUGUGGUCGCCCAUCGAGUCGAGCAACUCGCACGGGAGAAAGAGCUCGGAGACGAUGUCAAGGGCCGCCUGAAGGAGCGGCUACUUGGCGUCAAACACCGCACCUACCUUUGGGUGUACCUCGUGUUCAACUUCCUGAAAGAGUCCGAUUUUAAAAGGACCAUGAAGGGCGUCGAUGCCAGCCUCGCAAUGGUCCCUGAGAACGUCAACCAAGCAUACGAGAAAAUACUCAGCAAAUCUCACCAGACCGCCAUGGUUCGGAAAGCGUUGAGCAUCAUCUUGGUGGCAAGCAGGCCUCUAACGCUAUCGGAAAUGAACAUCGCCGUCAACAUAGACACCGAUACCAGCAUCCCAGAGGCCCUCGACUUGGAAUCGGAAAAGGAUUUCCAAGUCCGUCUGAGGUCGUGGUGUGGACUGUUUGUCUCGGUGUACCAUGGCAAGGUCUAUUUCCUCCACCAGACAGCCAGGGAAUUUCUCCUCGCCCCCCUGUCGCCACUGACGACAGCCAUGCCGGAUUCGCACUGGCAUCACUCUGUCACCACCCGCGGUGCCCACCAAGCCCUUGCUGAGAUCUGCGUCACCUACCUCGAGCUCUUCAAUUCACCAGAGACUUCUCCCAGUGGGGCAUGUGCCGAUUUCUUAGAUUACUCGGCCAACUACUGGCCUGACCAUUUCCGUGAAGCUUCAUUCAACGGCUCCAAUAGCAUUAUCCAUCGCGGAGUCAGUCUCUGCGACCGGCACCUAGAAAAUUUCUGGAAAUGGUACCAGAUCUACCGGCGGUCGCAUUAUCCACCACAUCCGUACAAUUUAGAAUCUCUCCAUCUCGCAGCAUAUUUCGCCCACAAUGCUGUUCUCGGGUUUUUGCUAGAUGGAGGUGCCAAUAUCGAAGUUAAGGACGGAGAUGGUCAAACACCACUUGGCCUGGCCGCUGUAGGUGGUCAUGAGGCUAUUAUCAAGCUAUUGCUUGAUAAAGGUGCCAAUAUCGAAGUGAGGGAUAAUGAUGGUCAAACACCACUCGCCCUGGCUGGUGAUGAAGCCAUUGUCAAGCUAUUGCUUGAUAAAGGUGCCGAUAUCGAAGUGAGGGAUAAUGAUGGUCAAACACCACUUGCCCUGGCUGCUAUAGGUGGUCUCGAGGCCAUUGUCAAGCUAUUGCUUGAUAAAGGUGCCGAUUUUGAAGUGGAGGAUGGAGAUGGCAAUACACCACUUACCUGGGCUGCUAGACACGGUCACGAGGCCAUUGUCAAGCUAUUGCUUGAUAAAGGUGCCAAUUUCGAAGCGAAGGAUAAAGAUGGCAAGACACUACUUGCUCAGGCCACUGAACGCGGCGACGAAGCUAUUGUCAAACUGCUGAGCAAUAGAGGGGCUAAAAGCUAA